CUCCGCACACGGACACUGCGGCUCAGCGCACAUCGCUGCCUCGGCUGCUGCGGUUGCGACAUCGGCAGUGCUACGUUGGGAACAGUGCCAACAGCAAGGAUGAUUUUUUUACACUCGCGCUAGCACAGUCCAACGCGUCUGCCAGGGACCUCUUUCUUCCCGCAUCUACAGAUCGAGACUGCAACACAUCAGCCAACCUUCUCCCCCCCCCACCAUCUCAUUCCCUCCCCCCUCCCACCCCGAUCCUGGGGACACGGACAGCCCCCGCCAGCACUGUGUUCGCUGCUGCUUCCGUUCCAGUUGUCAAGCCAGCUCCGAGCUGCAUCCGACCGCCUUCCUGUCCCGUUCGCUCGCUCGCUGGCUCGCUGCUGCGGCUGGCCGUGGACCACAGCAUCCCGCCGGCUCCGGCUCCCGCUCCCGCUCCAACACCAGUCCCCGCGUUUAGAAGAGGCCGAGUUUGGGGCUGCGGGCACAACGGGAAUCGCCUCGGAUCUUUCACUUCCCUCUUCAUUCUUGGACAUCAUCAAGGCCAUCAGCAGUGAUGUAGGACGUGAAGAGAGGUCCUUCAUCCUGGAUCCACAGCGUGAGGAGCCCAACAUAUUGUCUCUGGUGAUAAAGGCGCCUUCCUGGCAUUGCUCUGUAUUUUUUCUUAUGAGAAGCAAUAACAAUUAUUCACAUUAUUUGAAAUUUUAAGCCACAAUAGAGUGCUAUUCGAUUUGGGGGAAGGUGGUGUUUUAGCUCAGUCAGCUGUCAGUCAAAAAGGGGACAGGGUUAUCAGCAGCUUGGCAGUAAUAACUUUUUUUAAAAAGGAAGUAUUUAUUAUUUUAUCUUUUCAUUUCACUACUAAUUAUGUCACAUGAUCGGAAUAUUGAGUUGGAGCACUUUGAGGAGAGAAGCCGGGGUCACCGAUCAUCUCGGCGUGGAAGUGGCGGUGGAGGAGGUGGAGGUGGCAGCGGCGGAGGAGGGGCAAGCUCGCGUGGAAAUGGUUUACCAAGCCCUGCUCACAGUGCUCACUGCAGCUUUUACAGGACCCGCACUCUGCAAGCACUCAGCCAGGAGAAAAAAGCCAAGAAAGUCCGCUUUUACAGGAAUGGAGACCGCUAUUUUAAGGGGCUUGUGUAUGCUGUCUCUCAGGACAGGUUCAGGUCCUUGGAUGCUUUGCUGGUGGAACUGACUAAGUCUCUCUCAGAUAAUGUCAACUUGCCCCAAGGAGUCAGAGCCAUCUACAGUAUCGAUGGAAGCAAGAAGAUCACCAGUCUGGAUGAAUUGCUGGAAGGUGAAAGCUAUGUCUGUGCAUCCAAUGAGCCAUUCCGUAAAGUUGACUACUCCAAAAAUGUCAAUCCAAAUUGGUCUGUUAACAUCAAGACUGGAACGUCCCGCUCUCUCUCUUCACUAACAACAAGAGGUGAAGGAAAAGAGGCCAAGGAUUUUAUCAGGCCUAAACUGGUGACGGUUAUCCGCAGUGGUGUAAAACCUCGCAAGGCAGUAAGGAUACUUCUAAACAAGAAGACAGCACAUUCAUUCGACCAAGUUUUAAAUGACAUCACAGAUGCUAUAAAGUUAGAUUCUGGUGCAGUCAGAAGGCUCUACACACUUGAUGGAAAGCAGAUCAUUUGCCUGCAGGAUUUUUUUGGAGAUGAUGAUGUCUUUGUUGCAUGUGGUCCAGAAAAGUACCGAUACGCCCAGGAUGACUUUUUGCUGGAUAGUAGUGAGUGUCGUGUGAUGAAAUCGUCCUACUCACGUUCUGGUAGUACUUCACGACAUUCCGGAUCAAAAAGUCCUGGGUUGUCUCGUCGAAGCAGAUCUCCUGCAUCAGUUAAAAGAGGAGGUUACCACACUGCAUAUUCUCCAGUCAAAUCCCCAGUGAAUGGAACACCAAGCAGUCAGCUGUCAACACCCAAAUCCACUAAAUCAUCUAGCUCUUCACCGACCAGUCCUGGCAGCUUAAGAGCUCACAAGACUAGUCAUCAAAUGGGACCAUCCACCAAUGUAAAUGGAGUACCUCAACAGACCAAUGGCACCAGUCCAGAUGGUCUGAAUGGAAAUAGAUACUUUCCAGUUUCAACUAUACUUGAUAAAUAUAAAGUUGGGAAGGUGAUUGGAGAUGGAAACUUUGCAGUUGUUAAAGAAUGUGUAGAGCGAUCGAGUGGCAAGGAAUUUGCAUUGAAAAUAAUUGAUAAAGCCAAAUGCAGUGGUAAGGAGCAUUUAAUUGAAAACGAGGUUGCAGUGCUGCGGAAGGUUAAACAUCCCAAUAUCAUCAUGUUAAUUGAAGAGAUGGAUACUCCAACAGAACUCUACUUGGUAAUGGAGUUAGUCAAGGGUGGAGACCUGUUUGAUGCCAUCACAUCAUCAACUAAGUAUACAGAGCGAGAUGCCAGUGCGAUGAUGUACAACCUGGCUUCUGCUCUCAAGUACCUCCACAGUCUCAACAUUGUACACAGAGACAUCAAGCCAGAAAACUUGUUGGUGUGUGAAUAUGCAGACGGAACCAAGUCCUUGAAAUUGGGUGACUUUGGUCUAGCAACUGUGGUAGAUGGACCCCUGUACACAGUUUGUGGUACACCAACAUACGUUGCUCCAGAGAUCAUUGCAGAGAGUGGGUAUGGCUUGAAGGUUGACAUAUGGGCAGCAGGUGUCAUAACAUACAUCCUCCUGUGUGGCUUCCCCCCAUUCCGCAGUGAGAACAAUGUGCAGGAGGACCUGUUUGACCAGAUUCUUGUUGGCCGCCUGGAGUUUCCAUCCCCUUACUGGGACAAUAUCACAGGCUCUGCUAAAGAAUUGAUUAGUCGAAUGCUGCAAGUGAAUAUUGAGUCACGCUACACAGCUGAGAAAGUUCUGACCCAUCCCUGGGUGGCUGAUGAUAUGGCACAAGAGCAAGACAUGCAGAUAGCAGUAACUGGCAAAUUGAAAAAGCACUUUAAUCCAGCAACAAAGCAGAGCAAUACUACUGCAGGCGUCAGUGUAAUUAUGUACACAGCUCUCGAUAAAGAAAGUCAGAUAUUCAGUGGUAAGCCCCAGCGAGAUAUUGAAGGAGUUGGUAUGGUGCAAACAUCUCAACCCUGUACGGCUGAAGAUCCUUCCGUGUCCGAAUCCAUGACCUUAACCCCUUAUUCAACUGAGUCAGUUGUGGCCCCUGCACCUCCUGUCUGAGCAUGCUCUGCAGGCCUGGUACAGAUACACUCAACGAGAUAAAUGUAUUGUGCUUUCUAGAAGCAUGGUAUUUAAAAAAAACCUCUUUAAAGCAACUAAGUUUUAAAGAGAGCCACAUUGAGUUAGUUUCAAACAAACUUGCUUGUUAAGUGUUGGUUUUGUGUCAAAAUGCUUUUUGCUACUCUCCUGUAACCUGUGAAUUGCACUAGGGAGUCAGAAUUCCUCAGCACCAAAUGUGAGAGCGAGAUUGAGCACUGAUAUGAGAGGCUGUCAGUGAGGUUUGAUUCCGGUUUAGGUGUUGUGUUACCAUACCAUUUUGUCGAUCAAUACUUCCACAUUUCAUGUCCUCAGCAAGUAAUACUCCAAUUUGGCUGAGCUUAAACACUCUGCUGUUCAAUAAUUUAAUUUUAUUUUCUUAUGGGAUCAUGGAGAGAAUCUUGUAGUUGGAAAUAAUUACCAUCUCUUUGUGCGAUUUGGCAGAGUUGCUUUAUCUGUAACACUGACUCCAGUCUCCUGCCAAACCUUUAGCAGAUUCCUUGCAAAUCCUCAGCAGGAGAACAGCAAAUAGAGCUUUUCUCAGUGCUGGCUCUAUUUCCCCUGGGGCUCUUAUUGGUUUCCUGCUAAAAUUAGGUAGGAGAUGAUCGCAGCAAAUUUCAGGGUCACUCAUUAGCCAGCCUAUUUUAAAAGAGGCAGAUUACCACAGAGCUGUUUUAAAUUGCUAUUCUUCACGGGAGGUAAAACCUUCUAAAUGUACGUGGCUAUGAUCUCACAUUGAAAAGGAAAACCUGAUUCCACGUUAGAACGUAAUCAAUCUGGUUCAUUUUAGACUAAAACUUAUAGAAUCUAGAUUGGCCAAAUUGACUUUUGUUGUGAAAGUUUUCACAAAGAAAUGGCAACUUGGAACUGCAGAACAGCCAUCAUCACAUUGAGUCACAAAACGAUGACAAAACUUUCAAAUUCUUAAGGAAGGGCAUAAAACAGCAGCAAAAAUGAUCAUGUGUAAAGUCAAGCUGCUUGGUCAUCUUAGGUCCUUGGUGGAAUCAGUAUACACCUUUGUGAUGAUGGGUCUACCUCAACUCAUUAGGGCCUACAUUCACCCAUUGAAACAGGUCUCCUCAACUUACCGGACCCAAUGAUCAUCUGCUAUACCAAAUGACCUGAUCACUUGAUCAAAAUCCCAGAGUUUAAGGAACCUGCUUCACUUUAUUCUAAUGCCGUUCACAUGGGAACUCAAGCACGAGUCUCAAGUGUGAAAGGGAGAUGAUCGCAGGGUCAAGGUGUGAAAGGGUUAUGAAGGAGGUGAAUGAAAAGCAGGAGUUCCCAAGCCACUAAGUAUAUUUACUGACCUCUCAAGUGCGAUAUAAGUUCAGGAAACUCAUCAAUGGUAUCUGUGUGCCAAUAAAUGUACAAUACGCACACAAGACUCCAGGAUUCCAAACCUGAAAGUCAUGUAGCAGUCUCCACAUUUACCACAGCUCUAGCAAUCACACACACCUUCCUACUGCUUCCUUUUAUACACUGCUGACUUGGAGCAACAGUUAUAAGUCCAGCGUCAGUUCAGUUACCUCUUAAGGAGAAGUGCAUCUCUGCACUGGCACUGCUGAAUUUGUACAAAGGGCAGUGUGCCAAUAUUUCCACCAUUUUAGACUGGAGGUAUCACUGUCAAACCUCUUAUAACCCCUUAGACCGCAAGGCACCAUCAGGUCCAGAGAACUUACAUGUUUUGUGCAUUACAUCAAAGCCAGGUGCCUCAACUGAUAGCUUGAAGAUUCAUAUUUAUUCUGAAUGAGGCUUUUAUUUUUGGUUGCUGCUGCACUGUCUUUUGCUGUUCAGUAGCAAGAGACACAUUGCUAUAUGCACAUUGACACAUUUUCUCUUGCAGAGAAAGUUGGUGAGCACCUGCCCAAUACAGCUGCACAUUGAUAGUGGCAUUACUGUGGCCACAGUCAUAUUGAGAAGAGGGUGUGGUCAACUGAAACCUCAAACUCUAAAGAGCUUGUGGCCAAUGGUGAUUCAAAGAUUGCAGAAGAUGACAGAGUGCUUUCUCUAAUACCCAUCUUACUGCUUCUUCUUGCAACCUUGCAACACUCAGAUAAUAUAAACAAGCCUUUCUCCUUUCACGUCCUUUCUCCUUGUCAUAAGAAUGCAUUUGUGCCUUUCUCCUUUUAGAUACCCUUCCCCUUAACCUGACCAUCACAACAACCAGCAGCUCAGAAUCUGGUCCUCCGUAUAACUUAUCAGGUGGCUUAGAGCAGGAAUAUCUUCAUUUCACCGAGCACAAGUCAACUGUAGAUAAGUUGUAAGGGCUUGUUGGGAAGUGUAGCUUUUAUACUGCUUAUCAGAGCUUAAGGCCUCACAACUUCAGGGAAGUUGAGUGAGAAUUAUGAUGAAACAGCAGAAUGUGUGUGGAGACAAAUGGGACAUUGUCAGGCUGUCUUAAUGGCCACAUACAAUAUCUGGGAGCAAGUAGGUGCUCUUGGUACUUGUGGAAAGCCAUGUUGAGUGUAGAAUAUAUAUUUCUACAUACGGACAUGUCCUGACACCCCUGAUUAGGAGCACAGGGGAAUCCAGUUUUAUGUCAACAAUCGCAGACUCAGUCACAAUCACAAGCCCUGACGUCUGCAUCCAGGCUCAGUUUGCUACUCUGCAACCUCUGACUUCAUCCAGUCCUUUUCAUAGACACUGCCUGACCUGCUGAGUUCCUCCAGCAAUUUUUAUGCAUUGAUCUGCAGAAUCUUUUGUGUUUAUAAUAUGCCAUAUGUCUCAUAUUCCUUUAUGACCCUGGAGGAGGCAAUUCAACCCAUCAAGUCAAUGCUGGCUCUCUGAUCAAUACCAUCAGUCCUAUUCCGCUAUUUUUGUAGCUGCAACCUCCCAUCUCUCAUGUGGCCCUACCACCCACCUAUGCUAGGGACUGAUCUUACCUACCAACCAGCCUGCCUUUGGAAGGAAGUAGAGCCCCCAGUCGAAACUAACACAGUCACAGGAACAAUGUACUAACUCUGCAUAUGCUCAUAACUAGAGAUCCAAGUCACUGGACCUGUGAGGAAACCAGAAUCACCUGCUGCUCCACUGUGCCAUCGACUUUACCAGGGAGUUUGAUACUGUGAUGGCCCUCUAGUGAUCAGACCUCCAGCAAACAGGUCUGCUGGUGCCUCAGCUCUUAGCAAUGGCAGCAUCCCUGGGAACUUGCCCAGCAUCCAUGUUCCCACCACAACAGCACCAGCAGUGCCCCUGCUAUGGCCCAAGCUACUCUCAGUCAUUAUAAGGCAGCAUAGCCAACAGUUGGCCCACCUUAGCCCCACAGGGCUGCUUGUGAGUGCCCUUCGCGGUCAUCUGGACCUUCCUCUGUUGCAAACGAGGAGAUAGCCGUUUGGGUGAAUUGCAUGGAAGUGAUAGUAAAGACAUGUGGGAGACACACACCAAGGGAACACUUAACAUUGAUCCAUCAGUGGCUACAUGAUUUCAUAUCUGCUGUGGUUUCACCCAUACAUUCCGUUGCUCUGUGAUUGAGCUCAAAUGGAGACUCAGGUUAAAAUAAACAAUAGCAAGGGUGGUAGCAUGGGAACAGCACCAGCUAUCUCUUUCAUGUUCUAAACGUGAGAGUCUGCAGAUGCUGAAUUUCAGAAUAAUACACACAGGAGAACAUGAAGAAGCAAAUGGAGGAACUGAGCAGGUCAGGCAGCAUCCGUGGAGGGGAAUAAACAGUCAACAUUUCGAGCCAAGACUGUUAAUCAGUUAACUGAUUCAUCAGCUUCUGAUGAAGGCUCCGGGCCUGAAUCAGCGACUGUGGUGAUGGACAUAGCUGGACAGCCAACGAGUGUUAAUCACCCUUGAUUGCUACUGAUAGUCAUGAGGGCUAAAUGUCCUGGGCAGCUGUUCAUGAGGAAGGAACUCUUCGCUAGGCCAUCAUAAGCGAACACAAAGAUCAGAGAUGGACAUUUGCAAGAUUGGAUGCCAUCUAUCCUCCAAUGUUGCACUCAGAUACACAGGAAAAGAAGGAAGCGGGAAAAGGAGUAGGCCACCCAACCCAUCAAACCUGUCCAAACGUUCAAUAAGAUCCAUGAUGGCUUCAACAACUAUUCUGUGCCAGACCUCUAUAACAUUUAAUUCCUUGAUCUUUCAAAUAUGUAUCUGGCUUCACCUUAAAUACGUCUAAUGAUCUCUCAGAGGCAGGGAAUUCUAGAGUUUCAAUUCCCUGUGAGAGAAAAAAUUUAAAUGCAUCUCAGUUUUAAACAAUCGGCCUCUUAUUUUGUAGACAUUUCCCCUUGUUUGAAACUUACACACCUAUGAAAACAUCUUGAUUUCUUCCUUGCUAACCCCCCGACCCCAAGACCUUGAAAUGACUGCUGCCUUUGUCCUUCUAGAUGGUGAAGGCCAAAGUGUUGCAGUGUGCUGCUGAGGACCCUUUGACAAACUGUUGCCUCCAAAUUGUAGUACAGACGUUGCACUAAUGAUGGACUGUAGCCAAUGUUCAGGGUGGUAAAGAGGCACAUUGAUUUGUGCUAAAUGAGUUAAAGCUUCUGUGGAUCUGCAUUCACAGAGGCAUAAGAGAGCUCCCUCCUUAGCCUUAACUUGUACCUUGUAGUAAAGGGAGAUAUUACACAAGUGCUAUGCAACCAGGGUCAUAUUUUUUACAGCCACAUUAAUUAAUUAAUUGGCUGAGCCAGGACAGUUUAAUGGCUCUCCAUCCAGUAAAUAGUUACCUGCACUGGUGAACUGGUCAUUAUUUGGAACUUGUUUGGCAUGAUCCUCGAGGUACCUGAUUUUGGAGAGGUUCCCCCUCUCUAGAAUUAGUGAGGGCCUUUAAAUUGAGCAGCAAGGCAAUUGGCUCCACCCUGGCAGCACCUCCAGAGAAGGUUUCAUUCCACUGCCGCCUGCCUUAACCAUUCUUUUGCUCAACUACCUGUCCUCCGCUCCACCUCUUCAUUCUCUCCCUCUCCCUCUCCCGCUCCCUCUCCCUCUCCCUCUCUCUCACUCUCACUCUCCCCGGCUGCUGCUGCAUAGCUCAUGCGUGCCUUUUGUCAACAUCGACAACAAGGCAUUGGAACCCUAUGCACUCUAGUCUAGGCAACAAAAUCUUUCUUUGUGGGCCACAGUGGUUGUCCUGAUAAUGUUCCUUGUGACCUAACCUGAGCAGAGAUGGCAGUGGAAACCUAACAAUUCAUUUCACACCUCUAGUCAGGAAAGAAAAAAAUCUCCUGUAGUUCUUGAUGUUUAUUUCCCAGCAAUGAUCUCUGUUCCAAGUGCGAAUGUAGACUUAGUGAAAGAGGACAUGCUAAAAUGUCAUUCAGUAACAAAUUGACACUCACACUUUAUGCUCACAUAUGAAUAACAACACAUAUCUGAUGCUGCAGUUCACAUCCCUGCUUGACCCAUUGCCUUGUAAAGGACAGCAGAAUAUUUUACAAUACAAGCUAUUUUAAUUUGGAUUACUGGUUGUUAUGCUGGGAGACAGCAGAUUUAAAUAAGAUUAUUUGUCAAAAUUUUCCCAAGCCUUCUUUCUCUACUGCAUUGCUUUAAAGGAAACUUUAUUUAAGAAACCAGGAAUUAUUUUAGUGGAAUGGGAGAGAUCCUUUACACCUUUUUUUGGGAUUAAUAUGCGAUAAAUGUGAACUCUAUUGUCCACAGUUAAAAUUAAAUUGUAUUCUAGUAUGCUGCAUAAUGUUUCUGAAUGCUCACAGUGGAUUUUUUAAGACUGAAUACUAGCAGCAUCCUUUCAAUCCAUAUCCUCUGUUCAAAUGAGGCCACAUGCACAGAGACUGCUGAGCACACACAUUAAAGACAAAAAACGUGCCACACAUUUUGAAUUGUUUGAUUCAUCUCACAAGAGUGGUUGUGCACCUUACAAUAAUGGUGGAGGUCUGUUUUUUAUUGAUCGAAGUAUCACCUUGCCAGAGAGUCCAUGGUGUCACUCUUCAUAUGCACCCUGUGCUCCGAUACCGUGUUGUUUUUCUGAGCCAUGCCAGUGUUUUUCCCUUUUCACCGAAUCAGUAUCCCUCCUUAGCUCACCCGUUCAUGCUCACCCUAUAUGUUGUCUGAACAUAUAUGUGAUACUGCUGCAAGCAAAAUUUUCAUCGUACCUGUCCUCACCAUACUUGUGCACCAAACAAUAAAUUCAACCUGACAUCCAUGAAUUUAUUGCAUUAAACAAUAAAUUCAACUAGACACCCAUGGCUAUUGUGCCAUAUUGCUGGAGAAACUCAUUACAAGACCGUUCCAAUGCAAGACCUUGGGUUUGUGCAUGGUAGAUUUUUGUAACUGAAUGCUUUGGACAAACUGACGCGGACCUCCUACCUCUUUGCAGUGUAUUGUUGCUGAUGCUACAGUUUCUCAGCCUAUAACUCAACAUUUCAAUCUGGUGGAAUGUGAGUUCAACAUAAGUUUCCCCACGUGACGUUCAGUUCCUUGUGAAGACGUGGUGGAAAGUGUCAAGCUGAGAGAGAGCUGGGCUGGGAUUAGGAAAAGAAAAUUGAAGAAUGGAUACAAAUUGAAGAAUUGUGAGGAGUUUGGGAAAUUGCUGCUUCCCUCCUUUGCUAUAUCAUUUGGGCAAGAGGUGGGGGUUCAAGUAGAUGACAGGAAAGAAAUAUCAAGUAAAAUAUGCAAGAAUAACAAUAAACUACAUAAUCAUAUACCCAGAUCAGAUGAUUAGUCACAACAAGUAUGUAUAAUCCACUUUCUGGCUUAUAUUGUGCAUGCUGAUGGAUUUUUCAAUCUGAUCCACUGACCAGUAGGUCAUUUUUAUAUGCCUGUGUAAUAGACCUUAAUUGCAAACAAAAUAUCAAAAUAAAUAUUCAGACUGAUUUUAUACCAAGGUGUAAACCAAUGGAUUUUGUCAGCAGUGAGUUUCCUCAUUUUCAAAUCUGUAAGCACAAUUCCUCAACACUCUCUGUUGAAGAUAGGAUUAGGUUUUGCUAUGAUGACCUCAUUGUUCAGUAGGCUGCAGAUUUAAUCUCUGAUUUUGAAGAGUAAACACUCAUUGGGUUGACAGUUCACUUGCAGAUGGAGAAAGGAAAUAUGAAGAAUCUGUAGGUACCUAAUACAAUUUCUUUGUAUAUAUCAGUCACUUAUAAUGAAAGGAAAAUGGCUGCAACAUUAUCGCUGGCUUCUUAAAUGUGCAACUCAUGCAGUAUUAUUGCAUGCUGGUAGUUUAGCUGUCCUGGUGAGAUCAUUGAACUUUCAACAGUUGGUCGUUACACAGGGAAUGUCAUAGAUAACACCUAAUACCAAGGCUACCUCCAUCUAUUUUGCUCACAAUUUUAUGUUGACUGCUCUGUUUUGCUCACUAUCAAUCAGUCAAUAAAUCCAAUCUAAUUAUUAUUUCCAGUUGUAGCAUUUCUAGAAAUACAAAAGAGUAAAGUUUAAAUUUGAGCUUGUCAGUUCCAGUGCUAAUUGUGUCUCAAAUUAUACCCUGCUUGACGUGCCUUUUUCCCCUGCUUUUCUGCUCAAAUGUAAAACAAUAGAGCAUUUUUUUAAAAUAUCAUUUAGAACUGACCUUUCAAUUUCUUUAACUCCAAAAUUUUCCUUUCUGAAUUGUUAGAUCUUUCUCAGAGACUUGCCAAUGAAUGCAGUUAGCUGAAACUCCCAACAGUGGUUAAUUUACCCUGGAGCAUGGGGAGUUUUGCGAAAAGUCCCUACUUGUAGAAAAUUAUUUUGAAAAUGAAAAGACCCAAAAAAAAGCCAGAGUGGGACUGAAUGCCAUUUGUGAGUGAGAUUUGGUGUAUUUUGUAUAGGAAAAGUACAGAAUGUUAAAAAUAGAUUCAAAUAAAAAUUCUAGCAGAGUUCUAGACAAUGCUGUAGAUCUCUCAGAUAUGGACCUAGGUUUGAGUUUGCUCACUGCGACUAUUUGUGGCAUGAUUAAGACAAAGGGGAGCAAUUAAAAUAAGUGCUUCAUCUUUCCAAACAUGGCUGAGUUAGGCUAUUAGAGAACUGGGAUGCAUGCUUUAAACAUGCAAAUCACAAGGUACAAAUGAAUAUUUUAAAUGGGUUAUUAAGUCACCAUGAAAUUAAACGGUACACAUCAAUACAUGCCCGAUGACAAGAAGAUAAGUGUUGGUGUAUUGUCCUUGCACGGGAUUCUUUGCCAGAAGGCCUUGCUUUAUAAAUACACACCUUGCACAAUGCCUUGCUGCACUUGCAUUGGACUGACCAUACUGUUUUAGCAAUUCUACAUAAAUGAGCCAUUCAUUGGCACAAGUAAUAGAGUUAUGCCAUGCAGUGGAUCAGAAUUCCUUUAGGAUGAUGGAUGUAUAAAGAUUGGCCCUUACCCAGCCAAGAAUGGUUGAUAAAUUCUCAUUUAGAACAAUGAAUAGUCUGUGAACUUCACUCAAAUGCCAAUCAUAAUUAGCAGUGUUUAUUGUACAUUGUAAAUCAAAGUGUGUUUUAUUUGUCUGUUUAUAUUUUAAAAAACAAAAGCUCUCUGUAACUGUGAAGUGGGAUGGAUCUGUUACAAUACAGCACUGGACAAAACACUCAAGGGAUUCCAGAAAUAUUCUAACACUGUUUCUGGAUGGAGUCAAAUCAGUACAAACAUCUUCCUAAUAAAGGCCUUUCAGAACUUGUUUAUCAUGUGCAUGUCAGAGAAAUGUGAUCAGUAUUUGUUGGGAACCAUGUUCAGCCUCACUGAAUGUGAAUACGAGAAUUGGAGUUUUAUUUAUUGGGGUAAUUUAUAAAGGUAUUUAUAGCUGUCAAGCCUGACAAGAAAGUGCACUAGUUUUCUAAAAGAUUUCAUUCUUUUUGGCUACAAGUCUGAUUUUCAGCAUUUAUCCCAUGUUACAUUACAGACUUUAAAAUAAGCAGUUAUAACCUAGUUCUUCUUCUACAGUUUCGAAUAAACUAUCUGGCAUGUUACACAAACAUUGGCAAGUCUACUGCUUAACUCAUUCACUACUGAGAAUGCUGACUGACAUCUCAUGCACUGAGGUUUUUCUGAUGCAAGGAGGAUGCUGGCCUGUGCUUGAGUCACGGGUGUGCAAGGAGCAGAGGCUGUUGUCAAUGAAUGGCAUGCUAAAACAUUAAUUGGGAUAUUUACCAAAGCAUUCUUUCAGUGGAGAAUGAAAUCUCAACCUAGCCAUCCUUGGCAAUUUAUUGUUAAAUUUUAGCUAAUUGUGAUAGCUUGUCACCCACAGUGUAGAAAAACAUAAAAAGAAACUGGUUCCUUAAACAAUGUCUGAAAUAAGCUUGCACUUCCUUCUCCUUUUCAGUCUUUUGUUCCCACCUUUAGUUCUUCAAUCCUGUUGCUAGUUUUGUAAUAGAAAUUCACACAAUAAAAAAUGUCCUUC
Messenger RNA from Mobula hypostoma (lesser devil ray), 12428 nucleotides. RefSeq names its product doublecortin-like kinase 2a (gene dclk2a). Gene Ontology annotation, biological process: intracellular signal transduction; protein phosphorylation. The transcript is spliced from 17 exons. Bases 850 to 3150 code for a protein of 766 amino acids. Lineage: Eukaryota; Metazoa; Chordata; Chondrichthyes; Myliobatiformes; Myliobatidae. The record is from RefSeq and is a predicted model, not a curated record. Gene Ontology annotation, molecular function: ATP binding; protein kinase activity.